AUGAUUCACGGACCAUGUGGAAUUUUGAAUCCCAAUUCUUUUUGCAUGAAAAAUGGGAUUUGCACAAAAAAGUUUCCUAAAGAAUUUAAUCCUCACACUGUUGCAACUUUCAAUGGCUAUCUUCACUACAGGCGUUUAGAUAAUGGUAGAGUAGUCGUUAUAAAAGGUAACCAAGUUGAUAAUCGAUGGGUUGUACCCUACAACCCUUGGUUAUCUAAAAAAUACCAAGCACAUAUUAAUGUUGAAGCUUGCAUGUCUAUUAAGUCAGUUAAGUAUUUAUAUAAAUAUGUCUAUAAGGGGCAUGAUUGUGCUCAUGUGUUAAAUAAUAAAAGUCUUGACCAUGAUGAAAUUACACAUAUUUUAGAUUGUCGCUUUGUUUCUGCACCAGAGGCUCUUUGGCGAAUAUUUGAGUAUUCCAUAAGUGAUAUGUCACAUACUAUUAUCCGCCUUCAAGUCCACCUUCCUGAUAAUCAGAGAGUAUAUUUUAACGAAGGAGAAGAACGAGUAGCUAUAGAUCGUGCUGCACAGCGUGACACUCACCUAACCGCUUGGUUUAAAUUAAAUGCUGAGAUAAAUGAAGCACGUCAGUAUUCUUAUGUUGAAAUUCCGUAUCACUUUGUUUUUGAUGGUAAAAAUUGCAAGUGGAAAGUAAGACAAAGAGGCAGUGAUAAGGUGAUUGUGCGAAUGUAUAAAGUCAAUCUAACCAGUGAAGUAUUUUUUCUUAGAUUGUUGCUUUUGCAUGUAAAAGGUGCAAUGUCUUUUGAGGAUUUGCGUACUAUUCAUGGCACUGUUUUUAAUACAUUUCGUGAAGCAUGUUAUCGAUUAGGUCUAUUGCAAGAUGACAUUGAAUGGAGAAAUACAUUAACUGAAGCUGUAGCAACUCGAAUGCCUAAACAAAUUAGGCAACUGUUUUCCAUCAUAUUGACUUUACGUGAACCUGAUGAUCCUUUACACCUUUGGAAUACAUUUAAAGAUUAUAUGAUUGAGGAUUACAUACACCAUUCAAUGCCAGUUGUACUUGCUGAACAGACUGCUCUUCGUCAAAUUGAAUCUAUAAUUAAUCAGAGUGGUAAAACUUUAACUGAUUAUAAUUUGCCUACAUUUGAUCAGUUAUUAGAUAAUGUCCUAGAAAAUGAUGAUGGAGAUAUUCAGGUAUUUAUUGAUGAAGCAAAUCGAGUUAGACCAUUAUUAAACGAUAAUCAGCGUAAUGUAGCUGAUGCAAUCCUUGCUGCACUAAGUGAAGAACCUAAUAAUGAAAAUAAGCAUUCAAGAUUUUUCUUUAUGGAUGGGCCUGCCGGUUGUGGUAAAACAUUUACUUACAAUUAUUUAAUUGCUGAAACACGCAGCAGGCAUAUUAGAACUGCAACAGCUGCAUGGACAGGAAUAGCUGCAACUCUUCUUAAGAAUGGAUGCACAUUGCACGGCUUAUUCAAACUUCCUGUUCCAAUUUUGGAAACUAGCACAUGUAAUGUAACUCCAAACUCCAUUCAUGGUAGAUUCCUGAGACAAGUUAGUUUAUAUUUACUCGAUGAAGCAUCUAUGAUACCCAAACAUGCUUUGAGUGCCAUUGAUAAGUUAUUACAAGAUAUUUGUAAUAAUAAGUUUCCUUUUGGUGGUAAAGUUAUUCUUAUGGGUGGAGAUUUAUGA
Molecule: messenger RNA, 1647 nt
Organism: Hydra vulgaris (swiftwater hydra)
Lineage: Eukaryota; Metazoa; Cnidaria; Hydrozoa; Anthoathecata; Hydridae
Biological process (GO): telomere maintenance; DNA repair
Molecular function (GO): DNA helicase activity
Source: RefSeq, a predicted model, not a curated record